Molecule: messenger RNA, 1797 nt
Organism: Capronia epimyces CBS 606.96
Lineage: Eukaryota; Fungi; Ascomycota; Eurotiomycetes; Chaetothyriales; Herpotrichiellaceae
Exons: 1
Coding region: 1-1797 (598 amino acids)
Biological process (GO): peroxisome organization
Cellular component (GO): peroxisomal membrane
Source: RefSeq, a predicted model, not a curated record
AUGUCCAGACCAACCUCUCAUGCGUCCGCGACUGACCCUUCGGGCUCCCAGCAGACCUGGGACCCGAAUCCUCCCACAUAUGCCGCCUUUUCUCCCUCUUCCACCUCCGGAUACUCCGCUACAUCGAAGCAACGGUCAACCAUAAUAGUGCACAAGAAAUCUCCUCUCCUGGUGGCAACACCGCCUCAGAUCACUCGAGCAUUGGCCCAUUCUCAUCCGUUCUUGUUGCCGUUGAACAAACUCGCCGGACUAUUGUCAUGGAGUACACCGGAUCCCUGGGAAUCCUACCUUUUGGUGGUCGCCUUCUGGGGCGUCACGCUUUAUGGGAGCGACAUCAUUCGCUUUGCCAGUCCCGUCAUCGUGGUGAUCGGUCUGAUGCUGGCUAUGUACUGGAGACGAUACUCGCCUCUGUCGUCGACCAGCAAAACAGGGGACAAACGUCCAGCCAAAACCCAUAAAAGAGAAUCUUCGGAAGCCUCAUCUCAGUACAAGACGUUAGACGAGAUUGUUGAUACCCUCCAGGAGCUCACUGCGCGCUGCAACAUCUUGUUAGAACCGUUCCUCAACCUGACGGAUUUCCUCUCUACUCAGACAACUCCCACUACUGCCACCACCCGGCCAGCAUUGACUACCCUUUUUAUUCGCGUCCUUCUCAUAACCCCGGUGUGGGUCGCUUUAACCUUUCCUCCUUUCUACAUUCUGACUUCUCGACGGGCCAUUCUCACCUUCGGUACUAUUAUGCUGACCUGGCACUCAAAGCCGGCACGGGUGUCUCGGGUUAUUCUUUGGCGCUCUGUAUUUCUGCGCAAAACUGCCGCGUUUGCCACAGGCUUGACGUUCGACCUCUCGAACGAUGGGCAAACUGAUCAGUCAGUCCGAGCUGUGCGGUCGAAAUCCCAAACCGGGCUUGCGUCGGAGGUCGCAACCAAACGACGACCGGAUUCUUCAGGCGUUCGGUUCACAUUCAUACUAUAUGAGAACCAACGUCGCUGGCUAGGUCUUGGCUGGACAACCUCUCUUUUUGCCUAUGAGCGUGGUCCAUGGACUGACGAACAUCUUAAUCCUGCGCCGUCCAAAGACGAAUUCCGGUUGCCAGAAGUGGAAGGGGGCCACGCCCGAUGGAGGUGGGUUGAAGGUUCCGAAUGGAGAAUAGAGCACGGAGAUGCCAAACAGCAUAGGAGAGCUGCUAGCCAGACUAAAACUGGCCCGGCUGGCGCUUCGGGCGCGGAGACAGCCGGUGACGGUGGCGGCUGGAUCUAUUACGACAACAGGUGGGAAGACGGGAGGACGGAAGACGGAUGGGGCAGGUAUACUAGGAGACGCAAAUGGUGUAGAGAUGCUGAACUGGUGGAAGUCACGCCUAGCACAGAGGUCAGUCGCAGUGCAACACCGGUGCAGCCAUUGUCGGACCCAGAAGACGAAAAGGUCAAGAAGGCCAAGGACUUCGCCAAAGGGCUCGGUGGUUCCAAGGACAUGGGAGCUGCAACAGCCACGCUUACGUCUGCACCAGAGUCGACCGCUGCAGGAGAGGGAGACAAGUCCAAGGAUAGUGAUGCAGUGAGCGUCGCCAAAUCUUCGACGACCAAGAAAGGCAGUGGAUGGUUUUCCAGUUCGUCGAAACGAAAUCGCAGCGACAGCAAGAGCAGCAGUGGGAAGAACACAGGACGGUUCAGUACUCGAAGUGAUCGAAGCCGUGAUGGGCCUGAGGACGAUGUGCAUGAUCAAUGGCAAGAUAAGGCUGAUCCUCUACAAAGGCCAUUUGGUGUUCAGGAGGAUGUUGCUAUGAGCCUUGGGUAG